Molecule: messenger RNA, 1203 nt
Organism: Lindgomyces ingoldianus
Lineage: Eukaryota; Fungi; Ascomycota; Dothideomycetes; Pleosporales; Lindgomycetaceae
Exons: 4
Coding region: 1-1203 (400 amino acids)
Source: RefSeq, a predicted model, not a curated record
AUGUUUGCACCAAAUGACUUAGGUCCUACGAUAGAAAUCACUGCUUACACCUUAACAAGCCUAUCAACCCUAGUUGUUGGCGUGAGAUUUUACUGUCGAAUAUGGGUCGUAGGGAGGUUAAAACUAUAUGAUUAUGUCAUGGUAACCGCAUUACUGUGCACCUGGGGAAUGUGCGCCAUCAACCACUACCAACUCUUUUACGGCAGCGGCCAGCAUCCAAGACCCCCAAAUCUACCACCUGUAAGGCCAAAGCUCGGGGCCGCAAGAUCUUGGUACGCCUUCCAGCUGAUGUACUUGGCCGACCUUGCUCUUAUCAAGUUUUCCAUUCUCGCCUUUUACCUUACUAUUGCGACUCAACGAACGUUUCGGUUUCUCGUAUACCUUUCGAUUGUCAUUGUUGCAGUCUUCACGAUUGUUAUGAUAUUUGUCAACGCAUUUGAAUGUCCCGAACAUCCCUCCUUUGCCUUGGGACCUCAAAUCUUCGAAAGGGAGAAGUACCACUGCCUCAUUAUGAACACGGUCUACUACACACAAGCUGGCUUCAACAUCUUCUCCGAUACGGCGAUCCUCCUUCUCCCUAUGCCUCUACUUGUCCAGAUUAAGAGCAUGGCCAAGCUGAAACGUAUUGCACUACUCGGUGUCUUUUCCGUCGGUGGUAUUGCGCCGAUUGCAUCUGCCAUCCGUGUAUGGGGGGUGUACAUGUGGGCUAACUCAGACGAGCCUCGAUAUUAUGGCGGCUAUGUCAUAUUCUGGACGCAAAUAGAACUAAACACGGCAAUCGUAUCGGCUUCGGUGCCGUCACUCCAGCCUCUGUUCAAGAGAGUCUUCGGCGAGCUCUCGAGGUUCCCGCGGCGAAGCGCAUACUAUUACUAUGGAGAUGGGGCAGGCAGUCACAGCAAUAUGACGGAAGCGCAUAUUGGACAGGGGAGGAGAGAUGUGAGAGAAAUCCCACUGUCCGGCUUGGAGUCACCUCGGUCCUCUUAUCAUCCCCCGAAACAAAGUUCAAACACCGAAUUGGAGAGCGGCUGUAUUCACGUUCAUAGUAUUAGCGAAGAGGAGGAAAUCCGAGCUCGAGUCGACAUAAGCGAAGAGGAAGAAAUUCGGAAUCGAGUCCUUGCGUUCUCGUCCCAGAGGUCCUCUACUCAAUCCCACAUACCAAAGUCACCCGAGCGACCAAGAGACAUACUGAUGUCUUCGGGCUAA